ACUAGUGAGAGGCCGGCUAAUGAUGGGCCCAACUGGUACGAAAUUACGUCAGGUAGAAGCUGAUUAUUCGUGGAUUUGCACAUGUGUGUUUGCAUCACUUUGGUAGGAAUUACUUUGUGAUUGUAUAAACCAGCCUAAUGCAAAAAGUGUGGUCACAUUUUCUGAGACGACAUGGUCACUUCGGCGAUGGAAUCUCGCUUCAUAGAUGAAGUAAGUUUUUAGCGCACUUGAAUGUCGCAUAGCGCACCAAAUAAGAUUUGAAGGGCAAAUGACAAACUUGGGUUUCUGGGUGUAAUGGAUUUGGAGGGACAAUGGAGCGAUCUGCCCGAUCACAUUAUUAUCAACAUCCUGAGUUACUUGUCCUUGGCAGAUCGCUGUUCAGCUGCCCUCACAUGCAAGAGCUGGUCUGAGUGCUUUGAUGACCAAACUCUGUGGCGUAGGUUCACCUUCCACUUCAAGACCGAAGAGGACUCCAACCAACUCCAGUGCCUGGCCAAGCAUGGCCGACAGCUACGAAUGGUGACGAUCUACCUGAACCAGCAGGAGCUGGUGAACCGGCAGAAUGCCUGUGAAGUGCUUACGGGACUUGCCCGCUGUGAUGAACGUCGUCUUGAGGAGAUCAGUGUCACCUUCACAAUGGAAAAUCCCCUGUUCUUCCAGGGUUUAGAGUUUCUAAGCAGCCUGGCAGAGCUCUUUGGUCCACCAGAUCCUCGCGCAAAGAUGGUUGCAACUCUGACCAAGGUGGACCUAAGUGGUCUGUCUGUCACGUACCGAGAUGUCUUGCUGUAUCUACUAGCCGACAACCACCCUACCCUUCAGGAGCUAAACCUUCAAAACACCUCCCUCAUGUGCUUCAUCAGUCCUGAGUGCAUGCACACAGUUGUUAAGAAGUGUCCCAAGAUCAACUCGCUCAGCAUCCACUAUCGGUCGGCAUCAGAGGAACUCUUUACUGAGUUCAGUAGUUCCAUGCGACUUCCUCUUUAUUACCUCUCCUUGGCUUGCAACAGGGAGGAGAAGUACCACAAGGUGAUUCCGGCUGAAUCCUGGACAAGUCUGGUCAGUAGGCAUAAGCGUUUACGGGUCUGCUUGAAGUUUGACCACACCAUCGAGCGACACCGCAUUCUCACCAUCUUGGACCCUCAGAUCCCGUUGGUUGAGCUCCACAUGAGGACCAUGACAGAAUUGCAAGAUGAGGUCUCCACGGUGGCGCGGUAUUAUCACAGCACCUUGGAGUACUUGGCAAUCGUCACGAAGGGUACCGAGGAACUCAAGCGUGCGUUACUGGACGUCGUCAAGCACUCCCAAAGGCUUCAUACUCUCCACUGCUACUGUGCCUUGGAUGAAGAGACCAUCGACAAGAUUCACACACUGCGACCCCAGCUGAAGAAGUACACUCUCAAGACGGCUGAGGAGUUCAACUCUCUUGUCCCGACCCUGACAGAUUUGAAGGAAUGCUUGGAAAGUUUAUCAAGCAAGUGGAUGGCUUCAGGACGAGCAAGGUAUCCGGAACCACCACUAUAGCGUGUGUACAUGGGGCAACCAAUCCAACAAAGAUACAUGUACAUGCAGGAUUGUAGCUUUGCCAGCCAGCACUAGCCGGCCUUCUGAAUCCAAAUCCAAAGCUUGCCCGUCAAACACAUCGUGCUGCAUGACAAGGCAGUUUUCACUGUACUGUAUGUAUACAUACAUGUACAUACAGUAGAUUUACUGGAUUUCAUAUGCUGCUCAUUAAUGCAACUGAUCCCACGCCGCCUGCACCAUCCGGCAUGGUGUUAACAACCCUGCACCAUCUGGCAUGGUGUUAACAACCCUGCACCAUCCGGCAUGGUGUUAGCAACCCUGCACCAUCCGGCAUGGUGUUAGCAGCCCUGCACCAUCCGGCAUGGUAUUAACAACCCUGCACCAUCCGGCAUGGUGUUAACAACCCAGCGUCAUCCGGCACGGUGUUAACAACUCGCAUAUAUGUGUACCAUGCACACAAUUAACCUACAUGUAUGUUAAUACCAGAGGCCAAUUGAACAGAACUGGACCCAAUUUCAUCCAACUAGCUCAGCAGAAUGUAGUACUAAGCAAAGCACAGUCAGAGACCGGUCACAAGAGUGCAUGGCAUAUUAACUUCACUGAUAUCUUAGCAACUUCUUUAGAUGAAAUUGACCCCCUGCUAAGAACAAAUAUUUGCUGCUUUGCAAAGCAAGUUACCAGCCAGAAUGCCAUUCAACAUGCAUUUCUUUUGACUAGUUCCCAGCUAAUUCUUUGCUACGAGUGAUAGCCUGAGUUUGUUGAUAUUUACCCUUUACAAACUGUGGCAACCAGCCUUUGCAACCCUGCACUUUUCAAGAAACUUUGUUUCAGUUUAUGCAGAAGAAGGAACCCCAAAAUGCGAAACUUGUAGGGGUAAACUUUUUUCGAGCAUAAUGAGCAAAGGGACAAAGGACAUGUCCAGAAAUCUGAAAACAGACUGUCUGGUUACUCCCAGUGGAAUGCAAAAAGUUCUUAGAAGUGACCUGUACUUCAAGGGCAAAAAAUGAAGAUUUGUGCGAGACUAAAUGAUACCUAUUUGUACACAGCCCAGUAGAAGGAAUUCUGAAUAUUGUUGAUGUAGAUACUAACAAAUGAUUUGACAAACCACACAGGUUUUUGUUUUGUUUUAGCUUUUAUUUAAAGAGGUCCCUUUCUAAUUUCUCAUUCAAUAUAUUUUAAGCAAAAAUAUUGUCAAGCAAAAAAUUUGCCCCAAAUAAAUCUCUUGCUUGUCAAUCAUUUUCUUGGUAAGCUGCAUGGAUGGGUGAUAAUGCCAGACCUACAUGUAUUUAUAAGAGGCAUAUUAAUGAUGUUUUUUAUAAAACCUUUUUAUAAAUUAUUCUUAGUAAUAUUACAGAAUUAAAUUGCAAGAAACAGAAUUUUAGCCAAACAUUGUUGUUUAAAACAGUUGAAAUAUUUGAAUACUGUGUAUUACUCCACUAGGACAGGAAGUGUCAUGGGAUCGAUUAAUGUGAAAAUAAUAGGAAAAUAAUUUCAUUUAAACAUUUUGAGCCAGAUUACCCUACCAAAACGGAAAAUUGUAUAAUUAGUAGUGGUACUGUACCAUGCUAGUUCCUUCAGAAUGUGGAACUUAAGCAUGGGAAUAAUUCAGAACUAUAUUUGGCUCAAACCGAUCAAAGAAUAACUGUUUUGUCAAAGUCCUGAUGUGAGGAAAAUAAAUGUACAUGUAUCAUAGGCUAAGGAUUAACAGAUAUAUGUAUCUACAUGUACAGUCCAUGCACAUGUGCAUGGUCAAAUGUAUGACUAGCAUUUAAACUCCACUGAUGUGAAUAGAGAGUUUGAAUCCUGCCUGCUAGGCAAUCUUGCAUGUAGCUUUUCAAUUUAUUUAACCAGUGGGCAUUAACCAAAUACAUAUGCAGAUAGAAAUGUUAUAAAAGCACAAAGACCGAUAAUCUGACAAUUUGAAUGAACUUAACAGUAAGGCCUACAGGACCUGCAAUUGUGUCAGUGAUUUUAACUAAUAGAUUUAAUAAUCAAUAGAAAUCAGUCAAACUCCAAAUGAAUUUAAGUUGUAUAAGACCAGGUGGUACAGGUACAUUUCAUUAAAGUGUUUGAAACUAUUUCUGGUGCAUUGAAUGAAAGCGGCUCUUAAUUCCUACCUUCCCAGCCUUGGCAUACUUAGGUGCUGGUUGCUAACACUUAUGUCUUCCAACCUUGACUUCCAAAUAUUUUCAUUGGUACCUGUGGCUUUAAUUUGCUGCUGCAUGUUUCUCAGGCUUCUAAUUGUCUUCCAUUAUCUUCAUGAAUGAUUUUUUUAACGCUGUUAACUUUUGGUCUGGUGGUGCACUUUGAAUUUCAUUUAUUGGCAAGAUGACCUCUCAAAAUCUGCCCUUCACUAUCAAGUCAAAGCAAAAGUGCUGUGCUAUCAUUUGCCCACCGAUGAUUGGUGGUUCAUGCUCUUACUUUAAGUCUAAUUGAGGUGUGGCAGACACUGUAGAGGGCGCUGUUUGGUUUCCCACUUCAAAUAGCGCCCUCCUGCUCGUAGUGUCUCCACCAUACUUCACAAAGGCUAAUGGUUGACAAAUGAGUUCGCCAACAUCAUUGUAAUGCAUGUUACCGGUUGGAAGAGCAAGGUUUAAAAUACAUUUCCACCCUCCCAAACAACUUCCCCUUGCAAUCCAUUUCAAAGCUGAUCAUUAACCUCUUCUUACAUGUAUAUUGUAAACCAGGAACAUUUAUUGCAUAACUCUGGUCACAGUUCAGUGUCAUAACCAAUGACGGUCACUCAGUUGAUGAUCUCUCUCAAUAUGUUAUAAAAGCCGCCAUAUGUGAUAUCAGGUCAUGUCAAAAAUCUGCUUUGUUGAGCUAUGGCUUCUGUUUCCAUUGGCAACAAAUCCCAUCUCCAACAUGGCAUGGAUUAAACAUUCAUGGAAAAUAAUGUGUCUGUUAUCAGUUAAGGACCUUUUUUGCAUUGCAUCAAACAAUCAAACACACACACAUGUUGUGUGUGUUCUGCUUUGUUCAUUGCAUGUGUGCAAUUGGUGUUCAUGUUCAAAGGAAUUUCUUUUUUCGAAAUUGUUAUCGUUUCUUUUCUGAAAUGCAAUACUUUUCUGUUGUUAGGUAUAUAAUUUCUUGAAGUUCAUUAUUGCAAUUUUUAAGUAGACAAAGGUGCCAGAACUAGACCUGUCUUUUUUGUUGUCAUGGUAGCAUUUGAGAACUGAACCCAUCUGUCAACGAUAACUCAUAAAGGUGUUGCUUGUUCAGUGUUAUAACAGCUUGAAUUAGGACUGGAUGUGAAUUUAUGCCAAGUGAUUUUUCCUUUUUGUAUAUUUGGUAAAUGUUUGUAUUUUAUCAUUUAGUUUACCAUUAUUUAAUUGUUAAAAUAAAUAUUUUUUAUUGAAAUUCAGCAACAGUAAAUUAAACAUACAAACAUUAUGUUUGUUUCUAACUGGCAGUUUGGGAUUUUUCAAAGUAUCACAUUGUUUAAAAAAGUUUUAGUUGUCCGUGUUAGCUAAACUAAUAAUACAUAGUGCAAUGAAAAAGUAGCUCUAAACAUCAGUCUUAAGUCAAUGCUUUCCUGAGCACCAGUCUGCUAUACAGAGGCCUAUGCAAAUAAAGCAAUAGCUUUUUAUAAUAAUG
Molecule: messenger RNA, 5118 nt
Organism: Acanthaster planci (crown-of-thorns starfish)
Lineage: Eukaryota; Metazoa; Echinodermata; Asteroidea; Valvatida; Acanthasteridae
Product: F-box/LRR-repeat protein 8-like
Molecular function (GO): protein binding
Source: RefSeq, a predicted model, not a curated record